AGAAAAUGUUGGUAAAUGCUAUAUAUAGUCAUAAGUGCAUCCAUACAUGGGGUGGUCGGGGAAAGCCAUUCCUUGAGUGAGAGGGUAAUAUUUUUGUUACCAUCAGCAAGUACCUCCCAAGCGGCAUCAGGCUCGUCUGCUACCGCUUUGCGCUGUUUUAAUCUCAAGGGGAAAUCAAGCUCUAAGUCUGUGAACCAGGUGCAGCACACCCACGCCACAGAGGCUAUGGCUGAACCAGCCUAUACAGUGCCGGCGUUCAGCCAGAGGAGCGCCGGUGAGAUAGAGGAGUACCAGCGAGUGUCUAGUCAUGUUGGGAAAGGACUUGCUUCAAUUCAGAAGGAGCUCCACAGGAUGCGAGUGGCCACAAAGACCCAAGUGGAGAAUAUUGAGAUUAAGAGAGAGGUGCAGGAGAUGAUGCACAAGAAGGUGACGUCGAUUACGGAGACGGACAAGGCCCCUGACUUCCUGGUGGCUCUGAGGCCCCACGCCGCGUGGGAGAAGACUCCUGUCAAGCUGUUCUGCACCGUAGGCGGUCACCCCAGGCCUAUUGUCAAAUGGUAUAAGGGAGGAAAACCUGUUGACCCACUGAGUGCCCCAGGAAAGUACAAGAUUGAGAGCAAGUAUGGAGUACACAGUCUGAUUAUUAGCAGGUGCGUGGUGAGUGAUACUGCAGAGUACAGCGCCGUGGCAACGAACUCCCAUGGAUCAACUACCAGCAAGGCCUUUGUCACUGUCAAUAGACCAGCAGGAGGAGCCUAUGGGUCCUGCCAGCUUUCUGGUCAAGUGCCCCACAUGACUGUGAUCCACCACAGUAAGCUGGAGAUCACCAUGCUGGAUAGGUUUGGAGUGUCGUUCGGAACAGAGGGAGGUUCCAUUAGUCUGGUGUGUACCAUGGUGGUGGUCCCUGAUCUGCCCAACGUACCACCACUGGCCCAGUGGUACAGAGACGAUAAACUGCUGAAGGCUGGGAAGUUGGCUGAGAUUAAGGUUGGUGGGGGCGCUGCCACUUUGACUUUGCCCCACCUGGCCAAGGAUGAUGAGGGUCUGUACACCCUCCGCAUGUGGACGAAGGACGGCACCACCGAGCACAGCGCCUACCUCUUUGUGAAAGAUGCUGCUCCCGCUGUGGCCGGAGCACCUGGUGCACCAAUCAGCGUCAAGGCGUUUGACAUCAACUCGGACUACGUCCUGGUUGCCUGGAAACCCCCCAACACCACCAACGAGGCUGCCAUCACCGGAUACUUUGUGGACAAACGUGAGUCUGGUAGUGCUACCUGGUCCCAGUGUAACGACGCCCCAGUGCGGAUCUGUAAGUACCCCGUGCACGGCCUGAGCGUGGGUCACGCCUACCACUUCCGGGUCAGGGCUGUCAACAGUGCCGGGAUCAGCAGACCGUCCCGGGAGUCUGACAAGGUGACUGCCCUGGACCCAGCUGAGCGAGAGAGACUGCAAGUGAUUAAACUGGAUGGGAAACAUGAAGUAGUGAUUAAAGAGGAUGACCUGGAAGGUUACGUUACAUUGCCGGGGGAGCCUACAGAUGUGCAUGCCUCAGAGAUAUUCAAAUCAUAUAUCGUGCUGAGCUGGAAACCCCCCAGCCCUCGUGGACGGGCACCACUGUGGUACAUCAUUGAGAAGUCCGUGUCAGGCACUGGGGCUUGGCAGAGGAUCAACACAGCAGUGAAACUGCAGUCCCCUCGCUACCCCGUUUUCGAUUUGGAAGCCGGGAAAAAGUACCAGUUCCGUGUGCAUUCUGAGAACUUGUACGGGGCCAGCGAGGCCUCUAAGCCUACAGAUCCCAUCGAAAAGGUGGAUGAGCAUGGUGUUCCCUCCGCUCCUGGUCAGGUGGUUGCCACCAGGAACACCAAGUCCUCUGUGUUUGUGCAGUGGGACCCCCCCAAACACCCCAACCACCUCAUUGGGUACUACAUAGACGCCUCUUUGGUGGGAUCAAAGACCUGGGCCCCAUGCAACCACAAGCCCUACAAGCACACCAGGUUUGUGGUCCAUGGACUGACCCCGGGGGAGACCUAUGUGUUCCGUGUCCAGGCUGUCAACAUCUAUGGCCUCAGUGAUGAGUCCCAGGAGUCUACUCCUAUUGCUGUGGAGCCCGCCCUCAAGAGUUUUAUACUGAUAUUCUUCAUUCUUGAAUUUUAUCUUGCAGCCCUGAACACCAUGCUGGAACUCAGCUACAACAUCAGACAUCCAAUUGUCCCACUGAAGCACCAACUGAACUAUGAGGUUCUAGAGAAGGGCCAUGUGCGUUUCUGGCUGCAGUGCCUCAAGAUGUCACCCGCCGUCACCUAUAGGUUCAUUGUCAACGACAAGGAGGUCACCAGCAGUGAUAGCCACAAGAUCAGCCAUGAUGUGAACACCAGGGUGAUCCAGAUGACUGUGGAUCACUUCUCCAAGGCCAGCGAGGCCACCUACACCGUCCAGAUCCACGACGGCAGAGCCAAGAACCAGAGCUCUCUGGUCCUGGUGAGAGACGUGUUCAAGGCUGUCUUGAAGGAGGCUGAGUUCCAGAGGUCAGAGCACAUCCGGAAACAAGGUCCCCACUUUGCUGAGUACCUUUCCUACCAUGUGGAUGACGACUGUACUGUUCUGCUCGUCUGCAAGGUUGCCAAUGUGAAGAAAGAGACUGUGUUCCACUGGCUCAAGGAUGAGGAGGAGAUUGUUCUGGCGACCCCUCCUAACGUGAUGUCUGGAUCCGUUGCUCUCCCCAUCUCCUUGUUCUCCAGAAAAGACCAGGGCCAUUACAAAGCUAAACUCAGUGAUGACAGAGGGAAAGACACUUCUGUCUUUGACAUUUCUGGCCAAGUAUUUGAUGAUAUUAUCAACGCCAUUGCCCACAUUGCUGGGUCUUCUGCCUCUGAGCUGGUGCUUCAGUGUACCCCAGAAGGCAUCAGGCUCCAGUGCUACAUGAAGUACUACACAGAGGAGAUCAGGACUGCCUGGUUGCACAAGGAUAGCAAGAUCUCGUCGUCUGAGAAGAUGAGGAUCGCCGGCACAGCUGAGAUGGCCUGGAUGCAGAUCAGGGAGCCAUCAGAGAAGGAGAAGGGACACUACUCCAUCCAGAUUAUGGAUGCCACCAAGUCCCACACUCGCACAUUCGACCUCUCCGGACAAGCAUAUACCGAUGCCUAUGAGGAGUACCUGAGACUCAAGGCUGCAGCCUUCGCUGAGAAGAACCGUGGUAGAGUGGUUGGUGGUCUGCCGGAUGUGGUCACCAUUAUGGAGCAGAAGACCCUGAGCCUGACCUGCACAGUCUGGGGUGACCCCAGUCCAGAGGUCACCUGGUUCAAGAAUGAAAAUGAGGUAGUCUCCACUGAGCACGCCAAGAUAACACUUGAGGCCAAUAAGUUCGCCAGCCUCACCAUCACCGCCGUCACGCCGGAAGACUCCGGCAAGUACAGCAUCAACGUACGGAACAAAUAUGGCGGGGAGUUCGUGGAGAUCACCGUGAGCGUCUACAAGCACGGCGAGAGCCCCCCCGAGCCUAAAAUGGGAGGGAGAGGAGCAACACCUGCACCCCUGGCCUCCAAGACCCCUGCCCAAACCCCUACCCCUGCCCAAACCCCCAUCCCCCAGACCCCCACCCCAUCCCUUAAGUCCCCCACCCCUUCCCUAAGGUCCCCUACCCCAACCGCCAAAUCCCCAACCCCCCCUAGGCAUGUUAAGUCGCCCAGCCCUGCCAGAUCUCUCAAGUCACCAACCCCCCCUAGAAAGUAACCAGGGAUAUUGAUGCCUGAGAAGGCUUGAAGCAUUUUCUGCUACUGAUUUAUAGCAUGAGUUGAGUGAAACCAGAAGCUGUUACAUGAAGGUGUCCAUUUUAGGUGUCAUAUGUCAUACACCUUGGUCACUGAGCUUUAACAUGCAAGAAAUGUUUGAAAAAAUAAAUGAACAGAGUAGAUGUUAAUCAUAAGUGUUAAUAAUUUUAAAAAAGCUGCACCUUCCACUAUACUGUACUAUAUAAUGGAAUGUCUGAAGACCUGGGAUCAGCCUGCCUAAAGUGCCUGGUGGGCAGGGUUUGUGCCAGGUGGUGCCAAGGGGGCGGAAUUUUCCAUUGCAACAGGCAAGCUCAAUCAAGCACAGCUAAAGUAUUUGAAGUGAAUUCAAAUGGUAUUUGAGCCCAGGUCUGAAUGUCUGUGUCCAUUUCUCUGUGGGUGGUGAAUAGAUGUCGGAGAGUGCAGACGGAAAGACACACAGCCAGUGCCGUCCGCACUGCAGUUGCUAUGCCAGAGAAGUUACGUUUGUCUGCACCAUGUUGUGUUUCCCCCUUUGCUUUGUGUUAGAAAUAAACCUCAUUUAUCACCUCU
This is a messenger RNA of Oncorhynchus mykiss (rainbow trout), 4316 nucleotides long. The record is from RefSeq and is a predicted model, not a curated record. NCBI's taxonomy places the organism in Eukaryota, Metazoa, Chordata, Actinopteri, Salmoniformes, Salmonidae.